Molecule: messenger RNA, 3793 nt
Organism: Thamnophis sirtalis
Lineage: Eukaryota; Metazoa; Chordata; Lepidosauria; Squamata; Natricidae
Source: RefSeq, a predicted model, not a curated record
CUUUCUCAGGAAGCCUAGGUCAGAACAGAAGUGAUGAAUAGUCCAAUGCAUGUGGAGGACCCAUAUCUGAACUAAAGGGUGUGUGAACUCAGAUCUUUCACUACAGUUCCGGAGAUUCAUUCAUUUUCUUUCUUUUGCCUCCCCCUCCCCCCCCCCGUAGGGUUUGAACUCUCACCAGGUGGCUCCACCAAGCUUCCUGAUGAGUUCUUUUACUCAGUGGGAGAUUAUGUUCCUAAAGUUGUGGAAGAUAUCCCUGAUGGUGUUAAAGAACUUGGAGGAUUUCAACCAGCUCUGCAAAGAGAAGUCAACCCACCUAGCAGAAUACCAGUUAACAGGAAAUCAAGCAAACCAUUAUUCUCUCCCAACUUCACCAACGGUGACGGAGCUAAAAAAUCUGGUCUGGGUUUAGAAAAGACACACGUCUUGAAGAGUUUCAAAUUUCCACCUGUCGGAGAGGAAAACAGUGAACUGAAAAUGGAUGCCAAUCGCAUUAUCAUUUCAUCAGUCAAUACCAAGGACGAUGAAAUUGGGGUUGACCAUGCACACUUCAAGAACUUGAAAAACUUUUGGGAGAAAGGAGGUGAGCCUCUCUUGGCUAACGAUGCAGUGGAAAAAGCCAACCCCAUAGAGGUCAAUGGGAGGCCAUCCAGACUCAACCGAUCUGUCUCAUCCCAGUCCAAUCAAGGCCAGACCGGUGAUGACAAGCUUAGUUCCAACAUGCACACUAAAAUCAGAACCGUCUACAACAGAUCCAUGACCUGGUCUUCCAGUGAAGAUGAGCCCGUUUAUACCAGCCCACCAAGGAAAGGAUCAGGCUCCUGCAUUCCCAGAUCGUCCUAUGGCAGACGCAAAGGCUCAAUGGGAAGUCGGAGCCAUCUAAGUGAGGGUAAUGGGAAGCAGUCUUCAACGGAAGAAGAAAGGAAAGUCCAGCGUUCCACCAAGAGGUCAAAAAUACCUGUUUGCGUACCUUCGGUCAAAAUAGACACGCCCAUCAAAGGACAGACGGGAAUCAUUUAUGAGCCAGAGAUUCCCGCUGAUGAGUUUGUCAUGAUCGAAGAAAGCAAACGCAAGGUGGAUUCCUUGGCAGGAAGGGUUCAAAUCUUGAUCGAGUCCGUACCAUCAGAGGAGAUGGAUCCAGGGGUUGAUGUUGUAGGAAGACGUCCUGAUUUGGACCAUCUAGAAACGAAGGAGAUCCUGCCUGAAGCCGAAUUCGGCAGUUUUAUGGAGGAUCUUCCAGAAAAUGAAGUGGAGGAUGAAAAUCAAGAUAGUCAAGAAGUGGAAUAUUACGUGCCUUCAGAAGGAAAGGUUCCUCCUGCCCCCAUUUUCAAGAAAAUAAGACGCACCAAUGGCUGCAACCUUGCAAAAAGCAUGGUCAACCUUUACACAACCACUGAAACUUACACCAAGCCUCAGGUGCUGAGCCAUCAGUAUCUUGAGCCUGAAAGAGCCAAAGAGCUGAGCAGAUCCUCGCCUUUCCUCCUCUCUGAGACAGAAUCAGACACAGCUUCGGAAAUCAGCUUCCAGUUCAACAGGCACAAAAAGACAUCAAGCUUGGGCAGCCAUUCCUCUGACAUGGCGUCUGUUUCUUCGGUGAGUGGCAGUGUCCUGAGUGUGUACAGUGGUGAUUUUGGGAGUGUCGAUGCUCAGGGGCUGGUCCAGUUUGCCUUGGAUUAUGAUGAGAAGAACCAAGAAUUCCAAAUUUUUGUUUCCCAGUGCAAAGACUUGGCAAUUGUGGAGGAAAAGAAAGGAAGGACAGACCCGUACGUGAAAACAUACCUGCUUCCAGAUAAGGCAAGGAUGGGCAAGAGAAAGACAUCGGUGAAGAAAAGAACGACCAGCCCCGUUUACAACGAGGUGUUGCGGUAUAAAAUACAGAAAAUGGUUUUGCUGAUUCAAAAGUUGAACCUGUCUGUGUGGCACAACGAUCCCUUGGGAAGGAACAGUUUCUUGGGUGAGAUGGAAAUUGACUUGGCCAGCUGGGACUGGAGAAACAAUAAAUUAAACUGGUACAUGCUUAAACCACGGAGCCUCUCCGCCAUUAACGGUGUUGACCAUCGAGGGGUGAUGAAUCUUUCCAUCAAAUAUGUGCCACCAGGAAGUCUAGCAGGCCGCAAAAAUCCCCCAUCUGGAGAGGUUCAUAUCUGGGUGAAGGAUACCAAAGAUCUCCCACAGUUACGCCCUUCAGGAGUGGAUUCCUUUGUGAAAUGUUACGUGCUUCCGGACACCAGCAAGAAAAGUUAUCAAAAAACCCGAAUUGUCAAGAGAGACUCCAACCCCGUCUUCAACCACACCAUUGUGUACGAUGGGUUUCACACGGAAGAUCUGAAGGAUGCCUGCGUGGAGCUGACAGUCUGGGAUCAUGAAAAACUGACCAAUCACUUUCUCGGAGGGAUCCGACUAGGACUCGGCACAGGUUUCAGCUAUGGAAUUGCUGUUGAUUGGAUGGAUUCUACACAAGAGGAAGUAGCAUUCUGGCAGGAAAUGAUGUCAACGCCCAAUGAAUGGAUCGAAGGCUCACUCCUCUUGCGCUCCUUGGUUGGGAGAAGCAACUUGAAGUGACACUUCUUCGGCGGUUCAGCUACGUGGCAGGGAGAACACACUGAUGCCAGCUUUGGUUUGUUGUCAGGUACAUAAGAAUGCAAAAGCGACUUCAAGGGAGCCAAAGUUAUGGAUGCCACUGAGCCAAAGAAAGAUCUCAACAGGAAAGGUGCUAGCAUCACACCUCGCUUUAACUCCUAAGGCAUGGAAGAGCUACACCAUACUUUCGUGGUACGGAUGUUCUGUGACUUAAGAGCCAGUAGGCAGGGCUGAAGAGGUGGAAACAGGGGAUGGGGGAGUUAAAUUACUCAUGCAAACACUUUUUGCUUUUCUGCACAUGAGAAAAUGAACUGAAAUCGUGGGUAGCAGAAGCCUCCACCAACAAACUCACUGUGCACCACUUGAAAACUCUCUACUGGGAUAAAACUGUUGGAGAUGAAUGACUUUAUUCCAAGCUAAAGAAGGAGACCAUGUCUACGUGAUGCUCUCAAGCGCCUGGAUGGAAUCAUGGACUUUCACAAACUCUUUAAGGUCUUCUCGGUCAACCCUGUUCAUUGGAGGAACCAAGAUUAAAGUGUUCCUGACAGAUGUCUGUCCAGCCUCACCUUGGACAGCUCCAGCGAUGGUGAGGCCUCUUGGUCAUUCUUUCUGCUGCUCUUUACUGUUAUGAAACGUGUUCUGAAAUUCAGUCCAGAAUCUGUCUCCUAUGAUUUCACAUCUAACUCUUUGGAACCCGCGAGAACAAGCCAGUCAUCUGUCAGAGCUUCUGGCAAUGGGUGGGCAUUUGCUUUUUGAUAAGUGAGUGAAGGGAUAACAUGAUGUAUGUGACCGAGGACCUUGGAGAGGAAAAGAGAACUUGUAGACUCUUCAGUUUUAUUUAAGAGGAUUUUAACUUUCCACUUGCAAUUUAAAUCAAAACAUUCCUUUUCAGGAUGAUUUCAAAGCUAAAGGUAGCACUUUAUCAGGCUGGUGUUUUUUUUUAAUGCAUUGGCUUUGAUAAAACUGCUCAUUGUGAGCUGGAAACUCUUUUUAAUGAAUGGCUGGUCAACCUCUGCUGGCCAUUAUUUUAAAGCACACUUUAAAAAAAACACUUCAUGCUCUCUGUUUACUAUUCCUCUCUCUCCUACAACCCCGCCUUAUGAACUGUGGUUAACUAAAAAGACUGUUCUUGGGAUAAUACUUUAUGUAUCUUGAUGAAAUGGACUGCAGUCCAUACAAUGUCAUGCCAUAAUAAAUGUCUUAGUGUUUAAGAUGA